AAGAAUUCAUUCACUAUGAUGUCCGCUUAGUUGAGAGGAGGUCCUACUUGCCCAGCUCCUGUUGCAUGUGUCCAAUUUUCUGAUGAAAGCAGAAAACCUUUUUUGACUAAUAUACAACUUGUUUCUAACAAGGUCAAGUUGACUUCGGACACCCAUCUGACUUUUGCUGCAGAAGAAAACUCGAGAAUCAUGGAGCCGAAUACCACCGCGGGCGGAGCUGAUGAACAGCUCCAUGGCGACGACCCAGCAAAUGCGCCUGGUGACAGUGAACCAAAGGUUGAGCUGGAGAUGGUGCCAGCCUCAGUGGAGGAAGAGGAACUGGAAGAGCUGGCACAGCAUCAGCCCCUGGAGAGAGAGGACCUCGACUUUGAGAAAUGGAAACCUAAACCAAAACCCAAGAAGACCUUCAGCCAAAAGAUAAAUGAGGUGAAGAGGUACCUGUGGAACCCUGAGACACGAGAGUUCAUGGGCCGCUCUGGAAAAAGCUGGAGCCUCAUUCUCCUAUUCUACUCAGCGCUGUACAUCUUCUUGGCGGCCAUGUUCGCAGCCUGCAUGUGGGCUCUGAUGUGGUCCAUCAACCCCUAUGCCCCCACCUACAACGACAGGGUGAUGCCACCAGGUAUGAUGAUGUCACCACGGGGGCCGAACGGAUUCGACAUCUCCUUCAACGCUUCCGACCGAAACUCCUGGGCUAAAUACGUAGAGGCCCUGGAGGCCUCCCUAAAUUCGUACGAUGACCCCAUUCAGGAGCAGCGGAACAUUCAAUGUACGCAGGGUGCGUACUUCAUGCAGAACGACGACGAGAGCGUCGAGCGGAAGGCGUGCCAGUUCAAAAGGUCUUGGCUGCAGAAGUGCUCGGGGCUCCAGGACCCCAGUUUCGGAUACUCUGAAGGAAAGCCCUGCAUUCUCCUGAAGAUGAACCGGAUUCUUGGAUACUUACCAGGCGACGGCACUCCAAUCAAUGUGACCUGUGCAGCUAAGAGAGGAGGGCCAGAAAACCUUGGAGAUAUUGAGUUCUUCCCCGAAAGCAUUUUUAACUUGAUGUACUACCCCUACUAUGGAAAGAGAGUACAUGUGAACUACACCAACCCCCUGGUAGCUGUGCGCUUCCCCAGCGUGCAGCUGGACACCCAUGUCAGUGUGCAGUGCAAGCUGAAUGGCAAGGGCAUCAUCAAUGACUCCCCCACUGACCGAUUCCUGGGCAGCGUCACCUUCUCUCUGGAGGUGGGUGCAUAGGCGGCACCAUUGCAGACCAGUGGAAGUUGACUGGCCGGAAGUUUCUAGAUAGGAGUACAUUGUGCUAUGGAAGAGCCAAGAGGAUCUAGAGUGGUGGACAUGAAUUCUUUAGAAAGGCCUCUUUCUAUCCCACCCAAAUGCAUUACACUGUCUGAAAACAAUCCUUCAGCCCCCUCUUUUCCCUGUCAGACACAUAUAUAUGCCUGCUCAGUGCUACACCAUAUGCCUUAAUGAUCUAAUGUUAUCUUGCUGUGACUUGUGUCAACUGAUGAUCCUGCUGAACAAAACUGGUAGAAUAAGAACCCCAGCAAAAUAUAUGAUACAUUGCUUUGCCCGAGUCCCAUGAAUAGCUAAUGCAUGUCAGAGGUCUCAUAGGUGUCAUCUACUAAUUCUUUUUUCUAUUUGCUACAGCUACAUCAGUAGUAAUGUAGUUGAAAUGUUCACACUAAGUGCUAUAAAGUGUUAAAUGUAUACUACCAACCAUAUGCCAGAACAACACAUGACAUGACUGGUAGUGCCUUUUCAAUUUCGCCCUUUGACCAGACUGCUCUGCUAACUUCAUUAAAUGGAGGGCCAGAGAAGAGUCACAAAGUAACAGAACACACAGUUAACACAACAUUUCUUUCUUGUUCACAUCAGCACAAUUCUAUGUUAUUAACUGUCAUCUUAUACAGUGCCCUCCGAAAGUAUGGUAAUGGUCGAGUGAAAUUUGUUGUUUUUGUUUAGGCAUUUGUAUUUGAGAUCAAAAGAUGAACAGGAGGCAAAAGUACCAACAAUCAGUACCCCCCCCCCCAACCCCCCACCCCAUUUUCAGCUAUGAAAAACUAUGUUACAGGAUGAACUUAAAGCACUAGUCUAGUAUUUGGUUGAAUAGCCCUUAAAUGCAAUAGCUGCAUCAAGUCUGCCACCCACUUAUCACCAAACCUUUCAUAUCUUCUUUGGAAAUGGUUUUCCAGGCCUUCACUAGAGCUGUUUUCAGUUGAUCUUUGUUUCAGGGGGUUUCUGUCUUCAGUCUCCUCUUCAGCAAGUGGAAUGCAUGCUCGAUUGGAUUUAACUCAGGUGACUGAAUUGGCCAGUCCAAAACAUUCCACUUUAAAUGUUAACUUAAUUUUGCACAGCUGAAAAUUGGUGUUUCUGCAAAAUGGUAAAGCAUAUAUUCAUGUAGAUAUCAUAAAAUAAAAGCUGAUUGUACUUUCGUCUCAUAUUCAUCUUUUGUUUUCAAAUCCAAAUGCCUAAGGUCUACAGCAACAAUAACUAAUUUCACUCUAAAAUUACCAUACUUUUGGAAGGCACUGUGAUUACUGUCUUUACCUGAAGAAAAAAAAGAAAAGAAAAAAGAAGAAAAAAAAAAAGAAUUCAACAAGGCAGCAUAUACACUUCAAUUGUCCUGUUACGGUUAUUCUUUUUUGAGCUGAUAAGCUUUGCUUCUGUGUCAGGUUAUAUUUCUCUAAUGUUUUUAUUGCCUCAUAAAUAUAGAUGUACCAUUUUAAACCACACAUGGCUUUUUGUCACUGCAGUGGUCAUAUGACUGCUGUAUGAAAGACUGUAGGUGUAGAUGAAAUACUUACAGCAUUAUGCAAAAACAGCUAAAUACACUGCUGUUAUUUUUAUGACCGUUAGAAUUCUUUGACUGUUAGUUUUUUUCAUAACUAUUUUCACUAAUAUGUAUAUUUUUUACCCACUUAUUUCAGUUUUUCUUGUCCAAGAAUAAAAGGUAUCACAAUCUUUCCUUAUUA
Anguilla rostrata (American eel) is the source of this 2972-nucleotide messenger RNA. Its product is annotated as protein ATP1B4-like. Gene Ontology annotation, biological process: sodium ion transport; regulation of DNA-templated transcription; potassium ion transport. The transcript has 9 exons. NCBI's taxonomy places the organism in Eukaryota, Metazoa, Chordata, Actinopteri, Anguilliformes, Anguillidae. Gene Ontology annotation, cellular component: sodium:potassium-exchanging ATPase complex; nuclear inner membrane. The record is from RefSeq and is a predicted model, not a curated record. The coding region runs from base 190 to 1236 and encodes 348 amino acids.